Molecule: messenger RNA, 4001 nt
Organism: Chlamydomonas reinhardtii
Lineage: Eukaryota; Viridiplantae; Chlorophyta; Chlorophyceae; Chlamydomonadales; Chlamydomonadaceae
Exons: 15
Coding region: 356-2857 (833 amino acids)
Source: RefSeq, a predicted model, not a curated record
GCAUUCAGCCUAGCUUGAUACUUCCUGUUUAGCAGUCCUGACGGUACCAGCCCAAACCUGCGCCCAAACUUCUCCGACCUCAGUCGGGCAGCUUCCCUCCUCCCCAAGCGCGACCUCACAAAGUGUGCGCCUUGGUCGUCAGCACAGCAUACAGUUUGCUGUGGCUAUUUACUUAACGCCUCGAGCUUGCCUUUGGGAACCGCUUCUGAGAGACGUCGCCUCGUAGACAGCCACAACCUAAUUUUGCGCACCGGGCAGAGGCGCAGCUCAGGCACAAGCGUAGCACGUCCAUAUAGGCGUAACAGUAACGUAUCGCUGAACUUGGCGGCGUGUAACCAGUUUGCCCCCAAUCGAUAUGUUGCGCCACUGGUCGCUUCUAGCACUGCUGGCGUUGCUGGCCUGGCGCGGGGCAGAAGCAUACCCUCGCUUCUGGUACGACCGGAAUUACCUCGUAGAGUAUGGCUACGGGCCGGAGAACGGCUUGGAUUGGUCGGUGUUCCCGGCCCUCACCUGUACCAAUUACCCGGACAAGGCGUACAACGGCUUCUACCCCGCGCACGGCACGCCCACCCCAGACAACACCAUCGGGAUGACGUUUGCGCUGUCCGGUGGCCCGGCCGUCACCACCCUGUGCCCCGGCGCCACACACACCAUGCGGCUGACGUUCCCCAUCCGGCGCCUGGCGCUGGUGACCACCGACCCGCCCAAUGUGGCCGCAUUCACCUCGCCCGCGCCGCCCACCCCCGACUGCCCCGGUCGCCUGGACCUGGGUAACUCGCUCACUUCCGGCGCUGCCACCUCCUUCACCACCACCUUCACCGUGCCCUGCACCGCCAAGGGCACCUCUGUGGCUUUCCAUGUUGUCAGCGCCGGCACCUCCGGCACCACCCGCCGCUGGGCCACCGCCCAGGCCACCAUGCCGGUCUCGGCCGAUGGCUCUGGCGUGUGCGCAGCCGUGUCGGCCGCAUGCGCGCCCGUCGCCUCGCCGCCGCCGCCCAGCCCCCCGCCCCCCUCGCCGCCGCCGCCCAGCCCCCCGCCUCCCUCGCCCUCCCCUCCCCUGCCCCCGAGCCCUCCUCCGAACCUGUCGCCCCGUCCGCCCCCCUCGCCUCCUUCUCCUCCUUCUCCUCCCUCUCCUUCGCCGCCUCCCUCGCCGCUGCCUCCGUCGCCGCCGCCCCCCUCGCCGCCACCCCCCUCGCCGUCGCCCCCUAGCCCGCCCCCGCCGCCUCCGCCCACGCCGACCACCGACGACAGCACCGGUGACAACGGACCUGACCUGUCCAACUCGGACGUCACCUCGCCGCCGCCGCCGCCCGCCUCCAACGCCUCGGCUGGCAGCUGCACCCCCAGCCCCCUGGGCUACGCCUGCAUGUCCACACAGGGCGACGUGACCCUGCACUGGACCGUCAACACGCCCUCCGCCCCGCCCAAUGCCUGCACCGGCACCGACAGCGCCGGCAAGACAGUGCUGGCGGCCGGCGACGUGGCCACUGACGGCACCAUCCACAUGGCCGUGCAGGCCGCAACCAGCGGCUACGUCGCCAUUGGCUUCUCGCCCAACCCCGGCACCAUGGGCCCCUCCGACAUUGUCCUGGGCUGGGCGGGCUCGUCCGGCUCCUCCAUCCGGGCCUUCUAUGUCACGGGCGAGGACAUGGACGACAGCAACGCCCUCAGCGGCACCCGGGACUGGGCCUACGACAAGGGCGUCAUGGAGUCGGGCGGUGUGACCACCAUCUGCUUCAGCCGCCGCCUGCGCGAGCCACGUGCCCUGGCCUCGUCCGACCUGCGCGCAGCGGGCGGACUCACAUCCGCCGCCUCGGGAGCUAGCGGCAGCAGCAGCCGCCGCCGCCUUGCACAAGCUCUGCCCCAGAUGGGCUUCAACUGGGCCACCUUCCCCCAGGACCGGCUGGUGCAGCACCUGUCCCGCACCGUGGGCGGCUUCAGCCUGGACGUGGCCAGCGGCGCCGCGGACGUGGUGGCGGUGGACAAGGGCUACUGGGUCAACGUGCACGGCGCGCUCAUGGCCGUGGCCUGGGCGCUGCUGCUGCCGCUGGGCACCUUCCUGCCCGCGCACAGGUGGGUGCUGCGCGACGUGCGCGGCCCCGCCGGCAAGCACCUGUGGUUCCUGCUGCACGUGGGCUGCCAGUACGUGGGCAUCUCGCUCUUCGUGGCGGGCUUCGUCAUCGCCUACGUCAAGCUGGACAACGGCGGAGUGGUGGUGGGCGGCAAGGCCGGCAGCGCGCACGCGCCCAUCGGCAUUGCCGUCAUGGCGGCGGCGGGCGCGCAGAUGGUGGUGGGCCACGUGCGGCUCGACCCCACGCACCGGCGGCGCUGGCUGUGGAACCUGGUGCACCACAACCUGGGCCGCUGCACGGUGCUGCUGGCCUGGGCCAACGUGUACAUCGGCAUCUACAUGGCUCACACCGGCUACCAGGCCUCCUACGCCGCCUGGGCCGCGCCCAUCGCCGCUGUCAUGGGCGUGCUGGUGCUGGCCGACCUGGUGCUGCGCAUCGCCGCGCCCGCCGCGCCGGCCACCGCCUACAAGGCCGAGGCCGACCCAGGCAUCAAGGCCGGCGGCGCGCACAUGCACCCGCAGGAGCAGGGCGUGAGCCAGUACGGCAACAGCGCCUACCCGCUGUCGCCCAACCAGGGCCACACCAACAAGCUGAGCAAGCAGAAGAGCUCGUCCAACGCCGCGCACCACGGCUUCCAGGGGGAGGAGGAGGACGCGGCGGCGGCGGGCGGGAACGGCGGCGAGCGGUUCACGGGGCGGUACAGCCCUGGCGGCAGCAGCGGCGGCGGCGCAGGGGACACGGCGGCGCACGUGAACCAGUUGUACGGCGGGACCAACAAGGUUUGAGAGGAACGAGGAGGUGUGGCGUGCAGCAUGUCUGCUGGGUUUGUGCACGAUCCGUCCCACGCGUGGCGGCGCUGCAUCGUGCAGUGCGUACUGCGUAGUGAGUUGCAAGGUGCCUCUAGGGGAGCAAGAGGAGGAGAGCAGGAGGAGGCCGAAGGGAUUCUUGGUGCUUUCGCGCAUUAGAUUGGCAGAGGCAGACCGUGUGUAUCACCAUGACACACUCCCGGCGUGCGGGUUACGCAUGUAGGCCGUCGGUGCAGGACGGAGGCGGCCGUUGGAAAGGCAUGCACUGAUAAGCGUGCAGGCACAUAUAUGCAUGCCGCAAGCUUAUCAGCAGCAUGUAGCAUGAUGGUAUUAUAUUAGCUCAGAAUGCACGAGGAAAAGUUUGGGAAACACUGCUUGGGAUACCCAUGUGGCACGUGGCUUAUAUCGGGCCUGGGUCGGGUGAUAGCCCUGAGUUAUUGUUGUUGCUGUUUCUUGCAGCGGUGUUUUGGUCCGUGAGAAUGUUAUUGACAGGAAGUGACAGGAAGCUUAUCGCCAUUAGCGAUGGCAAAGGAAAGGGAUAAAGCGUCGCUGUGUUCACUGGCGCGUUAGCUUCUCGCAGCAGGCAUUGCAUUGCAUUGCAUGGCACGGCGAUGGACGUGCUUGGGAUUUGGGGCAGCGCGUGCGCGUGUGCAGGUAGUGCCACGACGACGCGGGCGGCACGGAUGAUGAGCGCAUUGGCGUUAAGUUGGGAUGGAGUCUAGUGCCUCACAGGUUCGUUGCGAUUUUGGCUGCUUCCGCCGCCGCAGCUGACGGGUACACUGACAAUGGUUGAGAGUGGGGGGCCAAGGGUGGCGGCAGGAGCUGGUGCGGUUACUGCUAACCGUGUCAGCUCAAGCCGUGUGCCGUACAGAGCGCGUUGCAUCUCUGGGGGGGGGCGGGGGGGUGAGGGGCUGAGAGCGAGAGUGACGCAUUCAUUUUUUUAUCACAGUGGCGGUUACAAGACGCCACGACUGGCACUGGGCUCAGGGCCCCCAGUGAGUGAUGAGCGUGUGGUGGGAUGCGGGGUUGGCAUUUUGCACUGCCAUUGCGUGCGUCAACUCCUCCAAUGUCGGCGUGGGGGCUGCCGCCUCCAUGUUCCACCAUCCUGUAACUUUGGGCAAUA